This is a messenger RNA of Atta colombica, 441 nucleotides long. RefSeq lists its product as uncharacterized. Lineage: Eukaryota; Metazoa; Arthropoda; Insecta; Hymenoptera; Formicidae. The transcript has 4 exons. The coding region runs from base 1 to 441 and encodes 146 amino acids. The record is from RefSeq and is a predicted model, not a curated record.
AUGUUUACCGCUGUAGACAACGUCUGGAUACACCGUAUUAUUUCCAGUAACGUUCUAUGGAGAUUAAAGAACCAAAGGAACAUGAGAUCAGUUAUCAAGAUGGAAACUCUGCAAGAUCGAGCCCGGAGAAAAUCCCGGACUUCCCUUAAAAUCUUCAAGGAAACUCACCGCAUCGUACCGGAGCCAAGAACGAAACGGCGCGGCGGGAGGGAGAGGAAGGAAGAAAGGGAAGAGAAAAGCAUUGCUACAGGCGUCAGGAUGAAGGGUACUGAAAGAUUCUUGGCGCAGUUGUGUUCGCUCCCUUGUACCGUUCGCUUCGCCAAAGCAGCAGCCUCUAUUCAUCCCUCGGUGCGCAUCGUCGUCGGCGUGAGUGAGACAACCGCAAACUCGCAAAUCGACGAUGGCCAGAAAGAGUACGGUGAAGCCCCUGGAGCAGCGUGA